CCUGGUGUGGAUGCCCGGCUGAAGAUGCGGCGAGGAGCGGAGGGAGGAAGGGGAACUGCUCCGCAGCGCUGCCGGGGUGAUGGAGAGCUACGAAGAAGAGGAAGGCACGCACGCUUGCAUAAACUCGCCUGAACUGCUGGCUGGUUUUGCUUUCGUUAGUAUUUUUUGAGAGUUUCCAGAAAGUGCUGCUUGCUGGUGACGUGAAACUGAAGUGUUUGCAGCAGGGGGCCUCUGAGUGAGCAGAGAACCCCAGCUUGCUUUUAGGAAGCGCAGCAACUGCCACGUGAAUGUGAAGCUGGAGAACCUCUCUGUGUGAAAACGCCAGCCCAGGGAUGACAUCAUGUGGGCAAGUUCCCCAAGCCUGGCCGGGCUGCGUGCGCAGAGGAAGAGGUAGCGGCCGUGGAGCUGUGUGCUUGCGAGGACGUCUCUGUGGACCUGCUGGGUGGCCUGAGAGUGGGGUCCUGCACCCGAACUGGGGUCCCCGUCUCCCAAAUUGAGCACCGAGAGGUCCUACAGCAGGUGGUGUGGGUCGCUCUCAUCUUACCCUGGUCUCUGGCUGGCACAUCUCCUGAAGGAAGCUUUUAAAGGCCGUGAAACCCUAGCCAUGGUUGUACUGCUCACCGCUUUUCAGUGACUUCGUGGGAAGAGCGAGCCCGCGUGCGGAGAGCCACCUGGCCUGCCUCUUCUCCCGGCCUCUGGCGCUGAGCUGUGGCACCGCGGGGCUGCCAAGGACAAAGCUGCAGUGAGCGGGUGGCCUGAGCCAGGCCCAGGGACCCGGCGUGUCCCGGGAUUCGUCGUGCCCCGCAGUGGAGACGUCAGCUCGGGGCGAGGAAGGCUCACGACCGGUUAGAUGCCCGAAGGGGAGAGCACAGCUCCGGCUGAACGGAUGCAUCUCGGCACCUGAUACCAGGCUCAGCUUCUGACAUGAAGAAAGACAUAGACACUUUAAUAACCCAGGAAAAAGCGGAGAUCGUUGCCAAGUAUGAGAAGGGCAGGCAGGAGGGAGCCGAGAUUGACCCAUGGGAAGAUGCCGACUUCACGCUCUACAAAGUCACCGACCGCUUUGGGUUCCUGCACGAGCAGGAGCUGCCGACCCGCACCGCCUUGGAGGAGAAGCAAAAACAGCAGGAAAUCGAACGCGUGGACAAGUGGCUGAAGAUGCUGAAGAAAUGGGGCAAAUACAGAAACAGUGACAAGAUGUGUCGGCGAGUGUACAAGGGCAUCCCGCUCCAGGUGCGAGGCCAGGUCUGGUCACUCCUGCUGGAUGUCGAGAAGAUGAAGAAGGAGAACGAAGGAAAAUACGAGCAAAUGAAAGAACAAGCGAAGAGCUUGUCCUCGGAAAUCAAGCAGAUAGACCUGGACGUUAACCGCACCUUCCGAAACCACAUCAUGUUUCGGGACCGCUACGGAGUGAAGCAACAGGCUCUGUUCCACGUCUUGUCGGCGUACUCUGUUUAUAACACCGAGGUGAGCUACUGCCAAGGGAUGAGUCAGAUCGCAGCCAUCCUGCUGAUGUACUUGAAUGAAGAGGACGCAUUUUGGGCGCUGGCACAGCUGCUGACCAACCAGAAGCACGCAAUGCAUGGUUUUUUCAUUCCCGGGUUCCCGAAGCUGCAGAGAUUUCAAGCUCAUCACGAGCAGAUUUUAAGCAAACUGUUCCCGAAACUGAAGAAGCACAUGGACAAGGAGCAGAUGACAACGGGGAUUUACACGACCAAGUGGUUCCUGCAGUGUUUCAUCGACCGGACGCCCUUCACCCUCACCCUGCGGCUCUGGGAUAUCUACAUCCUGGAAGGAGAGCGGGUGCUGACGGCCAUGGCCUACACCAUUCUCAAGCUGCACAAAAAGCGCUUGCUGAAGAUGACGCUGGAAGACCUGCGGGAGUUUCUGCAGGAGAAAAUCGCCGCGUCGCUGCAGUACGAGGAUGAUGCUGUCAUCGAGCAGCUGCAGGUGUCGAUGAGCGAGCUGCGCAAGAUGAAGUUUGACCUCCCCCCGCCAGCGAAGCCCGAGGAGUUCCCACGCAAACCCCUGGGCCUGGAGCUCUCCCUCAACCCGGUGGCUGUGAAGGCCAACGCGGCGGCCAAUGGCCAGAACGGGCUGCUGGGCGAGCGGCCUCCGGACAGGGAGGCCACGCAGCCUCCACCCCACAGUGGGCCUCCAGGAGGGACACCCAGCGGCACCGCCGGGGCUGCCAGGACUCCCGACCAGCUGGGCAGCGACGCCACCGAAGCGGCCGCCAGACACUUACAUCCCCCCCGGUGCUACGGCGAGGUGAAGGCUCCCGAGGACGUGCAGCAGCAGCAGCCUCCUCCACCAAGAAGCGAGGUUCCGGCUUUCCCUGCCAGCCAGGAGGCCGCUGCGGUGAGCGGAGAGCCUGCCUCACACGACAACCCCCGGAGACCUCGGGGGGAACACGAGGAGAGCCCGGUGCUGCUUGCCGCCGGCCGCAGGAGCAGAGCUGCCUCACCGGCACGGCACGGAGGCCCACAGCCUCUGCCCCAGUGCAAGUCGCCCGGCCCUGCUCCCUCCCCGCACGGCUCCGUGGACUUGCAUGACCCCAGCAUCUCGUCCGGGACUGUGCCAGCCGGGGAGGCUUUGGCAGCCGAGCAGCUUUCCAACGCAGACAGCUCACCAAGGCGGCCGAAUCCUGCUGUGCAUGGCCCGCCAGAGGUAGAGCAGGCGUCUUCCCCGCAUGGGGAGGAAGAGGAGGCACUGGCUGCCUUCCCUCCUCCUCCGCCGGCUCAGGACCUGGACUUCCCCGAGGCCGAGCAGCCGUGCGGAGCGGCGCUGCUGACCCAGAUAGACUCAAGGAGCCCGGUACCCAAGUCUGCCUCCACGGGCGAGCUCGCCAGCCUGCAGCAGGGCAUGGGCGCAGCGGAAGGACUGGGCCCAGCCCCGCACAGGCAGUCGGGCGGCAGCACCCCCCUCUUGGCGGAGACCCCGGGGCACCCCUUCCAGCGGGGAGCCGAGGGGAACAGCCCCUACGCCGUAGUAAAAACCACCACUCCCCUGCACGUGGCCCACGCCACGGAGCAAGACUUGUGGAACAGAAAGCAGGUGGCAAUGCCCUUGCCCGAGGCCGGCCGGCCCCUGGCUGCCACCUCCCUGCUGCCUCCUGCCGCCUCCGUCCUGGGGGCAGCAGCUGCCCAGGAGGGCGCCCCAAAACCAUUCAAUGCACUGAAAGCGCCGCGGCCGCCCCUCAGCCCCAAACCAAAAUUAUCCCCACAGGUUGCCAAAUCCCUCUCCGAGAACAGCUUCGGCUCAGCCUCUCCUCCCCCAGCAAAACUGCCCAAAUCGGUGACGUUUUAGUGGGGCACGUGGGGAGGUGAUGAGAGGGGCUGGAGCGGCACCGGUCCCGCAGUGCCCGUGGAGCCGUGCUUCGGUACGAGAGCCCGGGGCAGCCGGAGCUCCAGGAGCCGCCAACAAACUCCGUCUGGGUUUGCACCCGUGGUUUCUUCUCUAUGGACAGAAGUGCUUUAAUUUCGGGUUGCUCGUUGGAACUUGCCGAGCCCCGGGAUGUGCAGGGAGGUGAACUCGUGUGCUUUGGUGCUCUCUGCCUGUCUCCUGAGCUCCAGCGGUGGGUCUGUGGGCACAAGGCAGCAGAGUCCGAAAUACUCAGCAAGAGAGGCUUUCCUCCCAGCUGCCCCAUCCGUCUGGCCGACGGCGUUUCUAUUCCUGUAGCAAUAGACCUUCAGUUCUUUUUUCCAGACCCGCGGGAGGCAGCAGCCCUCCGGCCGUCUAUGCAAUUCCCUCGCCACUCCUGGCGAGGGUCCCUGUCCGCCUCCCCCCGCCGAUGUUCUCCUGGAGGGGAGGCGUUGGCAGCCGGGGCAGGUGAGCCCCUGGGCCUGGGGGGCUCCGAGCAGCGCCCCCGGCAGCGGGUGCCAGGUGGGGCCGUUCUGGUUGAAGUUUUUGAGGGGGCAAGGCCAGCGGGGAGGGGUGAGCCAGGCCUGCAUGGCCUUUCCCUCGCGGGUCCAGGACGGCGAGCAGGCUCGCUGCCUGAAACCAGCUGAAGGGGAGCAGGGGCUGCUGCUGCCCCGCUCAACCUGGUGAGCUGCUGGAGCUGUGCGCUGGUGGCUCGGCACAGUGCCCGAGCUGGAGCCUGCUGCUGCUCCGAGCGGGUGAAGCUUCAGGGUGGAAAUGGUGUAGAAGUUAGGACGGGCGAGCACGUUGCCCAGAAACCUCGGGUCAGCCCUGCUGGUUUAGGCUAGCCAGAAACUGCUGCCUGAGGAAGGAAAACAUGGGCACGGAGAGGGGGAGAUGAUGCUCCAGAGUCCCCACUUGCUCUUCAUGCAGGGAGAAGUCCUGGUGGGCUGGCCAUCUCCUCCCCUUCCCCGUGAGCACUCAGGAUCCAAGCUGAUCCUUGCCUCCAGCUCCUCUUCCCCAGCAGCUCUUCCCUGCCCAGGGGGCUGUGGGUGCUCACCCUACAAAGGAACGGGGCCAAACUCGUGUUUGCAGCCCUCGGCAGCUGCCUCACCUCUCCAGGCAAGAAGGAGGCUGGAGGAAGGCAGCAGGCAGUGAACUCGAGUCCGAACGUGCUGUGUUUUUUGCUGCUUUCCUGAAGGCCUCCUGCAGAUGCCACCUUCUGGGCAGCAGCUGGGACCGCUGGCCUGCGAACCCGGGCACGAGCUCCCUCCAAGUCUCAGCAGCCCUCGCAGCCUGGUUUUCAUCCUUUCGGCUGCUUCGAGACCAUAGCCUGAGCCAAAGCCUGCCUGGAAGCCCAGCAGAAAACACCCCCUGAAUUCCUCUGAGGGCGGUUAUCAGUUUGUGUGUGUUUGCGCCAGCAGGUAGGAGCAGCUGCUCCCCGGCUGAGUCUCCAAAGCCCCCUGCCCUCGCUCUGGGGGCCGAGAUGAGCCUGGAGCUGCCUCACAGGGGUGCUGGGAGGGGUAAGCUCUUCAGGGGACGUCCGGGAGGCGCUUUGAAGAGAAGUGCUGUGCGAAUGCUCCGUGCUUGGGCUUUGAGGCACCACGGGUCGCUUUUAGGGUAAAGGUGCUUGAACUGGUUUUAAGCUAGAGCAUGCUCUGCAGUAACUGUGCCGCAGUGAAGCCUACUCUGUGUUACAAUACCUGGGCAGUAUUUCAGGACAGGAACCCAUUGCCUUUUGCUAGGAGCCAUACCCUGCUGGCCUCUGCAGCCGCAAGGGAAGCAAGGAGAAGCAGCUGAGGGCUGCCCCAGGCCACUUUCUGUCCUCAGAGCGCUCUGCGGUGACUUAUGUGCAGGUAAGGCCUGAGCCCCUCAUUUCUGACAGCCCUCGCCCAGCGGUGUGCAUGCCCUGGUGCACAGUCUGUGCCCUUUUGCAGUAUUCACAUUGAAAAGUUGAUUUUAGGGAGCUGGCACUGCGCGGUAGCGCUGCACAAGCCACCAAGCACCGGGGUUUCCCUGCCCUCCGAGCACCCCGGCUGUAGCCAGAGCCUCGCAGCGGGUCCUCCAGCCAUCCCUGAGCCACGGGGCAGCCACCAGCGGGGUUCGGGGACCUUUGGGGUAGGGGGCAAGCAGCGGCCGUCCCCACAACAUCCCCUGCUCAACUCAGCCUGGCUCACUUGCCCUGAGGCAGCUCUUCCCCAGCCUGCUCAGCAGCAGCGGUGCCAACGCCUCGCCCCUGCCCCAACUCCCAAAGCAGCCCCGAGCCCGUAGCAAAGCCAGUGGGGCUGCCGGCAAACUCAGGAAAGGGCUCCCAGCUCCCUGCCCUGCUAGCCCCGGGAUGGCUGCCACCAAAAAACCCGGGGGCUGCGUUUUGUCCCCUGACCGAGCACUUUGAGCAGCAGCACCCAGGGCCGGGCCAGGGCCGUCCUUCCCUGGCAGCCUCCGCGCUGGAGGCUGGGGGGGGGGAGUCUCCUGCGUGCACUUUGCCAGCCCCUGACCAUCGGCUUCCAUUUGGAUUGCUAGUCUUGUUUACAGCGUCGAACGCUUCCUCCUCCCCGACUCCUCCUAAUGUAUUAUAAUUAUUACUGAAAAACUAUUUUUAUGUCUGUGCUUUUUUUUUUUCUUUUUUUUUGUAAGGAAGUUUUUUUUGGGGGGGGAAAAAAAAAGUCAAUCAUUCCUUUUUACUCCGAUCCCAACAGACUGUACAUAGUAUUCAAUGCUGUGUUUUACAUGGUUGUAAUGACGAUGGUUAAAGAAGUUUAGCAUAAA
Molecule: messenger RNA, 6129 nt
Organism: Anas platyrhynchos (mallard)
Lineage: Eukaryota; Metazoa; Chordata; Aves; Anseriformes; Anatidae
Biological process (GO): regulation of GTPase activity
Molecular function (GO): small GTPase binding; GTPase activator activity
Source: RefSeq, a predicted model, not a curated record